Molecule: messenger RNA, 1928 nt
Organism: Pantherophis guttatus
Lineage: Eukaryota; Metazoa; Chordata; Lepidosauria; Squamata; Colubridae
Source: RefSeq, a predicted model, not a curated record
UUUCCUGUUUCUACAAGGAGGAUGAGUUGUGUUUGUUGUGUUUGAGAAGAACGACUGACGUGGGUGUGGGAUCCGAGAAGCAACAUGGCCAACCGACUCUCGGAGGACGACAUUAGGGAACUCAAAGGUGCCUUUGCGCUCUUCGACCAAGAUGGCGACGGGCUGAUCACCUCCAAGGAGGUGGUGACCGUGAUGAGAUCCCUCGGGAAAAAUCCCACGGAAUCUGAGGUACGAAGCAUCAUCGGUGAGAUAGAGGCCCACAAGAGCAAGGUAGAUUUCCCAAGGUUCCUCUCCGUGAUGGCCAGGAGGACAAGGAAUUCCGACACCGAGGAGGAGAUCCGAGCGGCUUUCCGCGUGUUUGACCGGAAUGGAGACGGCUACAUCAACACGGCAGAACUGCGACAUGUCUUGACCGUCGUCGGGGAGAAGCUGACCGACGAAGAGGUGAAGCUGUUGUUCAAGGAGAUGGACAAAAAUGGGGACGGGAAGGUCAACUAUGAAGAAUUAGCGCGAAUCAUGGUGGAGAAGAUUAUGAAUCCAGAUCUUGCUUAUUCUUACCUGCAGGAACAGAGAGAGACACACAACGUUGGGUGCAACGCGACCGGCAAGAUGUCCCAUGAGUUCACCGAAGCUGAGAUAGGUGUCUUCAAGGAGGCCUUCUCCCAUUUUGACUUGGACGGCGAUGGAGUCAUCACCAAGAAGGAGUUGGGGACCAUCAUGCGAUCCCUAGAGCACGUUCUCCUCCACCUUCAGGAGGGCUUCACCGAUGAGAUGGUGGAGGAGAUGCUGAAGGAGGCUGACCUGGAUGAAGACGGGAAGGUCACCUUUGAGGAGUUUCUGAAGAUGUUGGCCAAGAAGGAGGCAUUGUGCGUCCGCCGAGAACUUGGUUGGGAGCAAGCCAUGGCUUGUCGCUUCAAGGGACUUUCCACCCGCAAAGAUCAGCCCUGCCUCCACCUGCGCUUUUGCCCCAAAACCCAGAAAUUCUUCCUCAGGUUCAAAAACUGGAUUUGCAAGCCGAGAACAGGAGAAGAACUUUUAUCUGCAAUCCUGGUUGGUGGGACAGAAGAAGACACCAUGUCCUCUCUGACGGAACAAGAAAUCGCUGAGUACAAGGAGGCCUUCAUGCUCUUCGACCGGAAUGGAGAUGGGACCAUCACCACCAGGGAACUUGGGACGGUCUUGAGGUCUUUGGGACAAAACCCCACCGAAGCUGAACUGCGGGAGAUUGUCCACAAGCUGGAAACUCACAAAAACGGGACCAUUGACUUCCCGGAUUUCUUGAACCUGAUGGAAAAGGAAAUCAAGAACAGAGAUUGUGAUGAGAUCCGGAAAGCCUUCCAGGUCUUUGACAAAGAUGGAAACGGUUACAUCAGCGCCGCGGAGCUGAGGCACAUCAUGACCAACCUCGGCGAGAAGUUGUCCCGCGAGGAAGUCGAGGAGAUGUUGAAGGUGGCGGACCUGGAUGGAGACGGGCAGAUGAAUUACGAGGAAUUCCUGAGGAUGAUGACCAGCAAGUGAAGAGAUCUGCCAUACCAAGCCGUGGAGAUUUCGGCCUCCUAUGACUUUUUGGCCACGUACCUCCUCCAUAAUGUGGCCUGGUCAGGAGGACAGCUAAGACAAUCGAUUUUGGUGGGACGUGAUCAAUGGUGGAAACCUCCAUCAGACUUGGGGAUGCCAACUGAACUUCAGCUGUGGUGAUUUGUGGAUUUUUGCUGGGAUUCCCAGAAGUGUGCGGCUUCUUUUGGGAUCAAAAUAUAUUCUUUAAUUUUAAUGUCUCAAAAAGAUAUCAAGAGACCAGGAUUGUAGUCUUCCAGAGAAGCUACUUCGGAAAUACAGGGAGUUUUCUGCAGAAAAUUGUCCCCAGUUGCUCCGGCACAAGUAAUUUAACUCUAGCAAGUCAAAUAAAUUUCUAAUUGCUUUUAUCCUAA